Messenger RNA from Trichoderma asperellum CBS 433.97, 403 nucleotides. Lineage: Eukaryota; Fungi; Ascomycota; Sordariomycetes; Hypocreales; Hypocreaceae. The record is from RefSeq and is a predicted model, not a curated record.
AGAUGUGUGGCAUCUGCCCAUAAUCUGCGGCAAGGGAGGCUCACGAGAGCGGAAGCAGCGCCAAAUUGACAUCAUGAAGGUGGGAAAAAAUGAAAAAUCAAAUUUCGGGUGGUGACUGCGCCGCAUGGCGUGCGGCGACUUGCGAUGGAUUGCUGGGAUACAUAAUGUCCGGAUUGGAAGCCUUCUGGUUCGCUUUUGGUUUAUCAUCACAACAUCACAAAGCAACAACACAAUCCACAGGGGAUUACCUCUCAACUCAAUCUUGUUUUAUAGUCUUCGAAUAUCUCUACUUACUCACAUUUACCGAGUGUAAUAUCAUCAAGACUCGAAAUCGAACUUGAUUGCAUUUCCAAUCUCCUCAACCUACAACACCGUUUGAUAAACGCAUCUUUCAAUCACUUCU